AUGGCUAUUGCGGCGAAGGCAUCGUGGAUGGUAGCCAUGAGCGUGGGCACUGUGGAGGCGCUCAAGGACCAAGCGAGGCUUUGCCGCUGGAACUACGCGCUCAGGUCCAUCCACCGAGCUGCCAAGGCCAAGGCCACCGUCCGUGGUGGCGUCUCGCUGGGCACCGAGCAGCUUCUGGCCUCCACGGCUGCUGUGGCGGAGAGACGGCGAGCGACGAAGGCUGAGGAAGGGCUGAGGACUGUCAUGUACCUCAGCUGCCGGGGGCCAAAUUAG
Messenger RNA from Triticum turgidum subsp. durum (durum wheat), 273 nucleotides. The record is from the annotation of a GenBank genome assembly. NCBI's taxonomy places the organism in Eukaryota, Viridiplantae, Streptophyta, Magnoliopsida, Poales, Poaceae.